This is a messenger RNA of Vitis vinifera (wine grape), 793 nucleotides long. RefSeq lists its product as uncharacterized. The transcript has a single exon. The record is from RefSeq and is a predicted model, not a curated record. Bases 303 to 665 code for a protein of 120 amino acids. NCBI's taxonomy places the organism in Eukaryota, Viridiplantae, Streptophyta, Magnoliopsida, Vitales, Vitaceae.
UGACCACAUUGUCUCAUUUUUCACUACCCCGUGUCCCUUAGAACAUGGAGGAAAUUAUGGCAGCUUUCCCUACUAUAAAUUCUCUUCUUCAAUCCCCAACCAUAAAACCUCUCAAACAACAACACCCAGCACUUCCUCUCUUCUUAUGGCAAGACAACACCAUCACACCAUACCCAGGAGCCACAGCAGGGAAAGUUUUCUAGUUUCUCAUCAUGACUGCAAUCAAUUCCAAGUAUAAAAUCAGCUAUAAUUCGCGGAUUACUUCGUCCAUUCAUAGAUCUGUCAUAGUCAGGAAAGAGUGAAUGGAGAUUGAAUUGGUUAAGUGUGAGUGCUGUGGCCUGAAAGAAGAUUGCACCCAGGAGUAUAUCAGCGAGGUGAAGGCGAAAUUCGACGGGAAAUGGCUAUGUGGGUUGUGCUCAGAAGCUGUUAGAGAUGAAGUUAACAGGGGGAAGAAGCCAUAUUGUUUGGAAGACGCUGUGAUAGCUCACAUGUCUUUCUGUCGCAAAUUCAAAUCCAACCCUGCUGUUCGGGUGGCUGAUGGGAUGAGGCAGAUGCUCAGGAGAAGGUCUGGUGACAUGUCUUCAUCUCCAUCUGCUUCUAAGAAGUACACGAGAUCAGCUAGCACAUCACAAGUAGGAGACAACUCAUCUUUCCCCCUUUACUAGUUAGAGAUCAACAGAAAGGAGGAUUUUCCUUGGAUCCAACCAGCAAUAAUAUCAACAGUCUUUGAUUGUUGCCUUUGUACAGAGGAUGAUGUUAUUUCAAUGCAGACUUCUCCUUAAUUCUCUCGCAA